Molecule: messenger RNA, 826 nt
Organism: Rhagoletis zephyria (snowberry fruit fly)
Lineage: Eukaryota; Metazoa; Arthropoda; Insecta; Diptera; Tephritidae
Product: protein BOLA2
Biological process (GO): protein maturation; intracellular iron ion homeostasis
Cellular component (GO): nucleus; cytosol
Molecular function (GO): 2 iron, 2 sulfur cluster binding
Source: RefSeq, a predicted model, not a curated record
UUUUUUUUGACUGAAUUCAAUUGCUUCACGCCGUGGUCAUUAGAAAAGGUAGUUGAUAUAAAAAAAACCGGAAAUAUUGGUUUUGGUGUCUGCAGGUAGAUUUGGACGAACCGAAAGCUUUAAUCAAGCUUUAAUCACGCUCAACUUAUAUUCAAGACGACGCUAGCUGAAAAAUAAUUCUGGCUGCACUUGCACAUAUAAGUGGAUAAGUAAGUGCCGGGUCUUGAGAGUUAUUAACGUUAACUGCAGCAGAGCGAAGUUGACUAAGAAAUUUGUAAUUUCAUUGCUUUUAAAAUGAGCAAAUACAACACAAAGUAUUUGGAAGACAAGUUAACCGACAAACUGGGAGCACAGUACGUAAAGGCAAUCGACGAAUCGGACGGUUGUGGUGGUAAAUUUAGUGUUACAAUUGUUUCAGAGGCAUUCCGUGGUAAGACAUUGCUGCAGAAACAUCGCUUAGUUAACAGUGCACUUGCGGAGGAGCUAAAGGAGAUACACGCAUUCUCACAAAAGUCGUACACACCCGAAGAGUGGGAAAAGGUGCAGCAGACAAUGCAAUAAAAGCACCAUAUGCAACACAGUAAAUAUAUAUUUCUGCUAGCUUAUAGCAUCAUUCAGUCAGUCAACAGCAACAGACGAAAUUAGUAAACCGGAACGGCAACAAUAGCGUACCUACUCGACAGAAAACGAAACGGAGUCAAUUUAAACACGAACUAUAUAGUGCAGAAAGUGAAAGUAUAGCUACUCCAUAAUUGUAAAUGCGUAAUAAACUGCGCAGGCGCUCAGUGCUUAAACCAUUUACAUUUUUAAACUGCAGGAAAUAAAA